AAGUGCUGAAAUUGGUUAUGGCCGUAUAAGUGCGUAUAAGCGGAAACCGCGUUGUGCAAAGUGAAGUGCUGGAACGCGUACAACGUGCGUGAACGUGCGGAGUUUGGUACUUUUGGCAGGUUACGAUCGACCGAUCGCUCGUCCGUCGACCGACUCGCCGACGGGGACCGACACGGAGGCCGGAUAUCACGGUGCGCGAAAUCGCGACAGGUGUCCCGAGCCCGUGGACCAGUGGCACGAGGAAGGAGACCCGACGACGACGAGGACGCGCGCGCGUGCGAGCGAGAGCAAGAGCAAGAGCGUGAGCGAAAGAAAACGACGACGACGACCGAGGCCGAGGGAGUGACACGCGACGUGGUGCGUGCCGUGCGUGGUGGCCGUGGUGGUGCGUCCGACCGCCCGCUCGCCCAUCCCUACAUCCCGUACGCGCGGCACGGUUACGGCACAGGACCCACGGAACCCGCAGGACCCAGAGAACGCGCGACGCACGUACGGCGUCGGGGACGCGCGCGCGCACCCACACACACAGGCACGCGGGCAGAAACGCAAACGCAGUUCGGAGGAGCUUGGCUGAAAUUGCCAAAGUGUGGCUAAAAUUGCAAAAAAUGGUGAAUUGCUAUAUAUGUUGGAAAGAAUUCGAUCCUUCGUUUCCACGACAAUUUCACAGUUUUCCGAAAGAUGCAGAAAGGCGAGAAAAAUGGUUUGCUAGCAUUGGGUACACUAUCAGUGCUUACAAAAAUGCAAGAAUUUGCAGUGAUCAUUUUGCACAGAAAGAUUAUUAUUACUGUGGCACACCUGUACCAUGUAAAAGAUUAUACAAAACUGCAAUUCCAUCUAUUUUUAUGCAAAGAUCUCGUCAAAACAAAGAAAACUCAAGCAAUAUAACAAACACACAAGACAAUCAAGAUUCAAUAAUGGAUAUCGAACAUGAUACUACUAAUGGUGACAAUAAUACUACAAACGGAGAAAACACAAGCAAUAUAACAAACACACAAGACAGUCAAGACUUAAUAAUGGGUAUCGAACAUGAUACUAGUAAUGGUGACAAUAAUACUAGUAAUGGAGCAAUACUUUCAAAAAGAAAUAGCAGUGGGAAAAGAAAACGAUGUAAUAUUGACGAAGUUGAAAAGGUUUUCGUCAAAACUGGUAAACAUAAUGUAGAAUGUUUAAAAAAAACAGAGUUCACUAGUAAUGCUUGGAUAACAUUUAUAAAAUAUCUACGAUAUAAUAGAUAUUUAAACAAAGUGUCUGUUGCACGAAAGUCAAAAUUAGAAAAAAAAUUAAUAUCGCUGCAAUCUAUGACACAAAUGUUGAAAGCUAAAAAUUUGGUAACAGAAGAUGUUGCAAAUGCCCUGAAGGUUAGUAAUUAAUAAUGCUUUGAAAUUGCAGAUUUUUAUGUAUUUCGUAAUUAACAAAUAACUUAAAAUACUUGUAAAUUAUAUUUUAGUUAACAGUAAUUGUUACGAAUAUAAAAAUAUAACAUAAAAAUGUGCAGUCCAUAUUGAUAUUUGUACAGAAGUCAUUUAAUAGAUUGCCAACCAGCAAGUAUUAUACUUAAGUAUUUGUUAAUAUAAGCACUGCUGAGAUUAAAAUUGUAUUUAGGACGGCAGUGCUGAAAUUAAAAUUGUAUUUAGGA
Temnothorax curvispinosus is the source of this 1636-nucleotide messenger RNA. RefSeq lists its product as uncharacterized. NCBI's taxonomy places the organism in Eukaryota, Metazoa, Arthropoda, Insecta, Hymenoptera, Formicidae. Bases 606 to 1370 code for a protein of 254 amino acids. The transcript has 4 exons. The record is from RefSeq and is a predicted model, not a curated record.